CUGUUACUGAAAUACCUUUCUCAACCAUAAACUGCUGUUUAAAACAUGAUCUUAUUGUACAGAGCAUUUCCAUAAUUGAAGAAAUAAGUAUCUGUGGGGCAUCUAUGAAUUCUGUUUCCAGACAAGACACACGAGGAACAAUGAACUGGUUGGAUGAGGUACCUUUCAAGAUCCCUGCUGGAAGAGAAGAAUCAAAGGAGAUGGAGGCGGUCACUCCUCCAGAUCUGAAUAUCCCCGACUUCCUCAACAUAUUGGAUGCAACACAAUAUGAGUUCAUCCAGGAGAGGUGGGUGCUGCAGUGGGCAGAGAGGAGCGCACCUAAGACCAUGCCAUCCUGUCCACCCUACUGGAUGGUGUUCUCCACCACCGAUGAAGGGACGUGCUGGAGCCCUGCUGAGGCACCGAGGCGAAGGAGCAGGAGUUUAAGUGCAGCGGAUUGUAACCUGGGCCCCCCCAGGGCCAAGUUAGUGAUAUCGGACUCCGAGAGCGACGGUGGCUACUCUGACGAUGACGAGCGCUCCUCGUCCGACGACCGGGAGGAACUGUCCAUCAGGCCAUCGUCUUACGAGUCGGCACGGAGGAGCAGGUUCCCGGUGCUGAAAGACGGGUGCCAGUUUCAGGGGCUGAAAGAUUUCAGACCCGGUUCCUCUCCGUUCCUGUUAAGCCACCAGUCUCCCACCAACUCACCAAGACAAAGGAGGAACUCCCUGUAUUUACAGCCGUCCUCGUAUCAUGACUUGGAGGUGUUGGAGAGACAGCGGGUGAGCAGUCCUCUGUGCCAGAACCUGAGGAGACCCAAGAGGAGGCACCUCCAACUGUGUCACUGCGGCCGCAAUUCUUCUCUGGGGUUUCCCACCCCACAGCCUCCAUCGUCCCCGCUAUCAGCACACCUCCAGCCCAGGCCUGCCACUGCCGGUCAUAUUCCUGCAAUCAGGAACCAUAAACCCACACACCCGUCCCUGAGCCCUUAUUCCUGCCUCCCGCCCCCUCCCUCUGCCUCUCGACCCCUCAGUUCCCACACAUUUUACCCAGACUCCUCAGCGGACCUGCUGCUGGCUCUCAGCCAGGAGGAGCGAGACCUGCUGGAGCCCGUCAUUGGUCAGGGCUAUCCCAUGCAUGCGGCCAUCUGGGCUCUCCAGAAGAUUGGGAAACAGAGCCCUGACCAGAUCCUUGGUUACCUCGUCGCCUGUGACCGGCUGUGCAAGCAGGGCUAUGAAGAGGUGCAGGUGGAGGAGGCCCUGGAAAUGUUUCAGUACAGCGAGACAAAGGCUGCCGAGUUCUUGAAUCUGUUGACUCAGUUUCAUGAGAUGGGGUUUCAGCAGAACGAAAUCAAGGAGGUCCUGCUGGUUCAUGAAAACCACAGGGAGCGAGCCCUGGAGGAACUCAUGAUGCGUGUGGAAUAAUUCAGUCAAACUGCAUGCAGCACUACCAGCAAAUGAAACCAUAGCCCCAAAUGGGUUACAUUACCACUAUUAUUCACAUGCUUUAUGUGCUGUUUUUUUCUGUGUCAGCCCUUUUCUUUUAGUUAAAAUGUUUUUUUUUGUUUUUUUAAAUAAAAGCUCGCACUUCACAGGGGAUUACAAAGUCUUUUUCUUGUAAACUCUCCUGAGAUUUAUAGCCCACAGAUACUUAUUUAUUGAUUGCUGUUAUUAUUAUUAUUAUAUUAUUAUUAUUAUUCAUUUUGUGUAUCAAAUUAACCGAAGGGUUACUGUAGUGCUAAUUUAGUAUUCCAGUCUUGCGUCAUACUGCUGUAUGCUAUAACUUGCCAUUGUACGCCUCAUCAUGAUUCAUGAUUGUUACUGAUUAAACGCUGGUACUGUACAGGGGUAGAAAUCUGACUCCUAAUGCAUAGCAGUUUCACCCAUUCCAGGUUUUGACAAUCCGCUUCAGUUUGAUCAUAAUAUGUUCACUUUGAAUUUAAAAGUGUGAAUUUGUUUUUGUAUGAAAUGUAUUAUUACUGAAAUUGAAUGUAAUGGGACAUUGACUCAGUGUAUUAUACUGUGAUCAUUGUUAUAUGAAUCAAAUAAAUCCUUUACUCUCCAUUUAGUGUGUUUGUUUUACUAGCUGGA
This is a messenger RNA of Polyodon spathula (Mississippi paddlefish), 2069 nucleotides long. Its product is annotated as ubiquitin-associated protein 1-like. The record is from RefSeq and is a predicted model, not a curated record. Gene Ontology annotation, biological process: ubiquitin-dependent protein catabolic process via the multivesicular body sorting pathway. The transcript is spliced from 6 exons. Lineage: Eukaryota; Metazoa; Chordata; Actinopteri; Acipenseriformes; Polyodontidae. Bases 105 to 1403 code for a protein of 432 amino acids. Gene Ontology annotation, molecular function: ubiquitin binding. Gene Ontology annotation, cellular component: ESCRT I complex.